This is a messenger RNA of Danio rerio (zebrafish), 2110 nucleotides long. The record is from RefSeq and is a predicted model, not a curated record. NCBI's taxonomy places the organism in Eukaryota, Metazoa, Chordata, Actinopteri, Cypriniformes, Danionidae.
AAGCAGAUUUCUUCUGAGACUUUUCAUUAAAGCAGCAGAGAUUGAGACACAGACAGGAGAGCAGAUGCUGAAACAAUUAUCAUCAGCCUGCACAUACAGCUCUUUUCCUUAUCAAUUGACUGACAGAAUUAAACAGAGUGAUUUCCUGCUGGAUCUUUAUUCACACGUUAAGAACUAUAGGACUAAAACAGCCAGUAGAUUCCUUCCAGCAUUACAGUCAGUUUUCCAGUCUCCUGAUGUCUGGAUCACAGACCUCUCAGAGAGAAAGACCUCUGUCCUCCUGGAAGUGCUGAAACUCCAAACAGAGAAGAAACCAGUAGAGCUGAGAGGAUGUUCAUAGGAAGAGAGUGAAGUGAUGAGUUUCCUCCAGUGUCUGCCCUUCAUCUCACAGCUCAGGCUGAGUGGUUAUAUGGUGGUGAGACUAGUGAAGACCUUGAGGUCUCUGAAGGUUCGAGCUCCUGUCACUGUUAAUGAACUCAUACUGGAACUGAAUAUUGAAUUGUGUUCAGAGAGAAGUCUGUCAAGGGUCCUGAGCAGUUUGGCCAUCCUCCUGAGACUCUGGACCGUCCACUGUCUAAACUUGACUGAUUGCAAUAUUCAGCCUGUUUCUCUAUCUAUCCUACUGUGUCACCAGGGCCCACUGACUCACAGACCAUCCAAAGAGACUCUUCAGAAGCUGAUUAAGUUUGUCUACGAAACUCAGGAAGAGGAAUUGACUCAAUGUUUUCUUCAGAGAGUGAAUGGAGAUCUGACUUCCUAUUCCUUGACCUGGAGAGAGCUUCACUAUUUUCUGCAGCACAGCAAUCAACAAAUCACUGUGGACCUCAGGAAGAGCAAAGUUCAGUGCAACAUCAGAGAAAUUCUGCCACUUCUGAACAGGAUUACUUUUAAACGGAUGAGCUCUUCCUUCAUGCUGUCUGUAAUCAAAGAGAUCUAUGAGAGCGGCUUUGCUGGAUUUGUGUCCAGUCUGUUGAGUUCGGUGGGGAACUGCAUUAAUCUGCAGUGCCGAGAUCUAGACUCUGGUGAUUGUGCUGUGCUGUGCUUCACACUCCAGCACUGCACUGCAGCUUUACUCAACCUGAUGUGGACCAUCAUACCAGAGGAAGAGCUGGAGACAUUUCUGCCUCUUCUCAAACACGUCUCAUACCUCAGGUCUUGCUACUACUCUCUAUAUUCCUUUAUUUGAUUAAUUUUUGAACUGCAGCAGUUCGUCUUAACCAUGUCUACAUGCCUAAAUGGAUUGAGCUGCUGCCAUUAGGCUGAUUAGAAAAUUGUGUUUUACGAACAGUUGGACUGGUGUAUCUAAUGAAGGUGCCGGUGAGUGUAUGUGUGGGGCUAUUCUGCUCUGCUGUAACCAUAUUAUUCCAUACUAAUAAUUAAUUUGACUGGAUUUUAUUUUAGAAUUAUAUAACUCGCAUCACUGUUUUUAUAUAUUUUAGAGCACACACUAUAAUACACACACUAUAAUAUUAAAAAUGGCACGUUUUACCAUUAUCAUAAAUCAUGAAUGCUCAACAAUCUACAUUUUAUGUACUUGAAGACUAAUGAUGAAAACCUACUGUUUCAAUGUCAAUGACUUUCCAGUAGAGGGCAGCAAUAAUUUAUAACUGUGAUAAGCAAAGAUGUCGAGAAAACAGACUGAAAAGAACUGAAUUGUCAAACAAGCUCCUUUUUUUUACCACUGAUUACUUCAUCCUCUCUUCAUCCAGAAGAGUAGAAACCUCGCUGACUGAACUCUACUGUUUACUGCAGACAUAACAGAUGAAUAAUAUUAUACUCAGCAAAUCACUUACCUCAUUCCUGUGGCUGUAAUGAAUGCAGCUUUAUCAAACUUGAAUUUUGUUACACACCUCCAUUAUAAAUGAUUGUGCUGAAGCUGUUAUUUCAUCACUGUUCUACAGAUGUUAACACUACAUCUCUUUUAUUUUUUGUCAUCACUCUUGUGUAUUUAUUUUAAUAAUAUUCAUUGGUGGAAUUGGUCAUAACCUAGUGAAAUAAAAUCUUCCUCUGCAUAUCAAAGUGAUAUUCAACCUGCAUUCAUUUGAGUAUUGGGAAACAACAUUUUGCUUUUUAAUCAACAUUCAAUCAUUGUCAGAAUUUUGAUCCGCCC